Caenorhabditis remanei is the source of this 483-nucleotide messenger RNA. RefSeq lists its product as uncharacterized. NCBI's taxonomy places the organism in Eukaryota, Metazoa, Nematoda, Chromadorea, Rhabditida, Rhabditidae. The record is from RefSeq and is a predicted model, not a curated record. Bases 1 to 483 code for a protein of 160 amino acids. The transcript has 3 exons.
AUGAGCCGAUCAACCGUUUUUCUUAUAUUCCUUUCAUUCUUUGGAAUAGCAUCUGCUAUUUCUCCAAUCAACCUAGAGAACUGUAUCCCUGGAAGCUUUUUUGUGGAGAACUACAUCAAAUACGAAUGCUUUCAAAGUGGAACAGUUAAAGGAUACACUAUUGCUGGAUGCCAACCAUCAAAUGACUUGACUGGCGUUACUUUGAUGCAAUGGGAAACAUACAACGAGAAAUGGUUCAAGUAUCAUUGUGUCAUCGAUGGACGUAACGCUCAGUAUUCUGUUAAAGCCUGUCUUGAUCCAGUCGGAGAAGUUCUUCCAGUCGGAAAGAGCCGUUCCUUCCCAGAUGGAGAGACAUUCACCUGCUUCAUCGAACGUGACAAGGUCAAAUUGAACCACCAGACAAGUGAGCAGAACGUAUACUACCACGCUCUCGUACCAGCUAACUAUGUUAUCGUCAGACCAAAUGGUGAUAUUGAAAUCUAA